AUGGCCAAUAUGUCAGGAGUCACCACCAGUUUUAUUCUUCUAGGGGUAGUUGAGAUGGAAAAAUUCAGAUACCUCUACUCCAUGAUUGCCAUCUUUGUGUACAUCAUCACCAUGUUCAUAUGUUGCUUGAUUGUUUUUGUUGUCUGGUCUGAAUUAACUCUCCACCAACCAAUGUACAUCUUCAUAUGUAAUCUGCUUUUCAAUGGGAUGUUUGGAAGUUCCGCUUUCCUCCCAAAGCUCAUUGUUGACUUGCUUUCUGGAUCCAGGUCUAUCACAUUUUCUGGUUGCCUUGUCCAGUCUUUCUUCAUACAUAGCUUUGCCACAGUUGAAGUAUUUACUUUUACCCUUAUGGCCCAUGACCGAUAUCUGGCUGUUGGUCAACCGUUGCGAUACACAACCUUAAUGACGAAUGGUAAGGCCAUAAGAUUUAUAACCGUAAACUGGGCUACCUCUUUCUUAGUGGUUGUCAUACCAGUCAUAAUGACCACAUAUGUGCCCCUCUGUGGGAAAAGUCUCAAUAGUGUGUUUUGUGAUAACAUGUCUCUAAUUAAGCUGGCUUGUGGAGAAGCUUUGGUCAAUAAUAUCUUUGGGGCGGUGGAGGCUUCUCUGAUAGACAUAAGCUGCAUACUGAUCAUUAUCUACUACUACAUAAGAACAUUCAUAACGUGUCUGAGAAUUUCUAAAGAGGCUUCUCAAAAAGCGAUCCAGACUCUGGUCACCCACCUUGUGGCGUUCUCUGCUUUUAUGAUUGCGUGCUUCUUUGUAUUAUUACGGUACCGAAUAAACAGUGGAUCAAUCUCUCUCAGUGCCCACGUCUCGAUCACAAGCAUUGGGUUGAUGACUCCAAUUACAGUGAAUCCAAUCAUUUAUGGAAUAAGAACUGAAGCUCUGAAAGUUAAGAUCCUACAGAAGUUCCAGAAAAUGAAGCAACAAGAUCUUUGA
Molecule: messenger RNA, 942 nt
Organism: Bufo gargarizans (Asiatic toad)
Lineage: Eukaryota; Metazoa; Chordata; Amphibia; Anura; Bufonidae
Product: olfactory receptor 14A2-like
Exons: 1
Coding region: 1-942 (313 amino acids)
Biological process (GO): G protein-coupled receptor signaling pathway
Cellular component (GO): membrane
Molecular function (GO): G protein-coupled receptor activity; olfactory receptor activity
Source: RefSeq, a predicted model, not a curated record